Phoenix dactylifera (date palm) is the source of this 4255-nucleotide messenger RNA. RefSeq lists its product as uncharacterized. The record is from RefSeq and is a predicted model, not a curated record. NCBI's taxonomy places the organism in Eukaryota, Viridiplantae, Streptophyta, Magnoliopsida, Arecales, Arecaceae.
UGGGGCAGGGAAAGGGGCUAUAAUGGGGGAAGGGAAGAGCAGGCGGAAAUAAUGAAUGCAAACAAAUGGAGUAAUGGAGCUGAUGGGAAAGAUGGCCUGCUUUUAAUUCGUUGCAGGGAGGGGUUGGCGGAGAGAAGCAAACAGAAAGAGUAUAAAGGGGUCGGAGUCUGUUCAUGUGGAGGGGUUUGUGGAUCUGGGUUUCUGUUGAGAUGGGAGAAAGAUCUGUUCUUUUGACUGCUCUGAAGGGCUUAAAUUAGGGUUCCUGGGACUUGUUUUUGGAUUUUUUUUCCCUGAUUUUCUUCUUGGUUUUUUUUUUUUCUUCUUUGGAUUGCUGAGUUGUUGUGCUGUGUCUAUCUUCUUUGCUUUGGAGUGGUGGGGUUCAGGUGUUAGGGCUUCAGAGGCGUCUGGUUCUUGGUGUUUUAGAGGGAGUAGGAAAGGAAAAAGAGUUUGUUUUGGAAUCAAAAUCUAGUCUUGCCCCAGUUUGCUUCUUUUUCUCUCUUUUUUUUUUGGAUAAAACUUCUUUUUCUCUUUUCUCUUCCCUUCUUUUGCUGUGGAUGGGAUUUUGAACUUCUCAAAGUUCUCAUGUUUCGGGGUUUCGUCAAUGGGAAUCUGUGGUUUUAGAGUUUGAAUGCCCUUCUCUUUUGUGUUCUUUUCAAACCCCAAAGUAAAAGUCCUCAAACUCCGUUAAAAGUUCGGGAAUGUUGUUGAAGCUCUAGGGUUUCCGUCUCUCCCUUUCCCCAACGCCGUCCCCACCGUUUCAAGCUUCGAUUUUUGAACGAAAGCUCGGAUUUUGACCCUCUCUGUGCUUCCUGGGGUUAGGGUUUUGAUCCAAAUCUGAUGGUCUUCUGAGGGUUUUCGAGGAGCUUGGCAUACAUGCAUCUGUCUCUAUGGAAGCCGAUAUCCCACUGCGCCGCCCUGAUCCUGGAGAAGAAGAACCGGUGGCGGGACGGGUCCUCCGGCUUGUCGGAGGAGGGCAAGCGGCGGCCCUCGAUGCUCCGGCAGCUGCAGGAGAGCAAGCUCCGGGAGGCCCUCGAGGAGGCCUCCGAGGACGGCUCCCUCUUCAAGUCCCAGGACGUGGACACCGAGCCUUUCGGCAACCCUGACGAGGGCUCCAUCGGCCGGUCGCGGUCCCUCGCCCGCCUCCACGCACAGCGGGAGUUCCUCCGUGCCACCGCCCUCGCCGCCGAGCGCACCUUCCACGCUGCCGAUGCCAUUCCCGAGCUCGACGAGGCUUUCUCUAAGUUCCUCACCAUGUACCCCAAGUACCAGUCCUCCGGCGAGAUUGACAAGCUGAGGUCCGACGAGUACUCUCACCUCUUCGACGCUGGUGCCAAGGUAUGCCUAGAUUACUGCGGCUUCGGCCUCUUCUCUUACCUUCAGAGCUUUCAGAAUUGGGAGUCAUCUGCUUUUAGUCUGUCAGAGAUCACUGCUAAUUUGAGCAACCAUGCUCUCUAUGGCGGUGCCGAGAAAGGCACUGCCGAACAUGAUAUCAAGACUCGAAUAAUGGACUAUCUGAACAUUCCAGAGAACGAGUAUGGUCUGGUGUUUACUGUCAGUAGAGGUUCUGCAUUUAAAUUGCUCGCUGAAUCCUACCCAUUUCACACAAACAAGAAGCUCUUGACAAUGUUUGAUCAUGAGAGCCAGUCUGUGAAUUGGAUGGCUCAGAGUGCAAAGGACAAGGGUGCAAAGAUAUGCAGUGCGUGGUUCAAAUGGCCGACGCUCAAGAUCUGCUCCACGGAGUUGAGGAAGCAGAUCUCGACCAAGAAGAGGAGGAAAAGGGAUUCAGCUGCUGGUCUAUUUGUGUUCCCAGUUCAGUCUAGAGUUACUGGAGCUAAGUAUUCUUAUCAGUGGAUGGCAUUGGCACAGCAGAAUAAUUGGCAUGUCUUGCUUGAUGCUGGGUCUUUGGGUCCCAAGGACAUGGAUUCACUUGGGCUGUCUCUUUUCCGGCCGGAUUUCAUUAUAACAUCGUUCUACCGGGUGUUUGGGUUUGACCCAACUGGUUUUGGAUGCCUCCUUAUCAAGAAGUCAGUGAUGGGGAGCUUGCAGAACCCAAAUGGCAGCACUGGAUCAGGAAUGGUGAGGAUUGUUCCAGUGUUUCCCCAGUAUCUGAGUGACUCUGUGGAUGGUCUGGAUGUACUGGAUGGGCUUGAAGAUGAGACUGUCAAUGGAAAUGAUGAAUCACUGCAAUCUGAUGCCCACCGACGAUCACAAUUGCCAGCGUUCUCUGGUGCAUUUACAUCGGCUCAAGUAAGAGAUGUGUUUGAAAGUGAGAUGGAUCAUGACAACAGCUCUGACAGAGAUGGGGCGAGUACCAUCUUUGAGGAGACAGAGAGCAUUUCUGUUGGGGAGGUCAUGAAAAGCCCAGUUUUUAGCGAGGAUGAGUCGUCAGAGAACUCCUUCUGGAUUGAUUUGGGUCAGAGCCCGUAUGGGUCAGACAAUUCAGGGCAGCUGCACAAAGGGAAGUUGGGAUCUCCAUUACCACCUUCUUGGUUUGCUGGGAGGAAAAAUCAUAAGAAGGUAUCUCCCAAAGUGACAUCCAAUAAAUCAAAGAGCCCAAUUUAUGAUGAUCAUGUAUUAUCUUUUGAUGCAGCUGUCCUAUCAGUCUCACAGGAACUGGACCGUGUUAAGGAAGAGCCUGAAGAAGAGCAUCCAGAAAGAAGCCGAAACAAUGCAGAUUUCCAGCAUGUCAGCGAGAUUCAGGAAGAGCCUGAAAUCAAGGAAGCAGCAGCUACACGAGCUGUGAAGUUUUCCACUACUAAUGGAAGGAAAACCAGCAGCUCUGCUUCUGUGUUUGGUUGCCACAACAGUCAUGAGAAUGGUUCAACAUCUGAAAUAUGCCAAGAAGGCCAUGUUGAGGCAAAAGAAAGUGCCAUAAGAAGGGAAACAGAAGGUGAGUUUCGGCUAUUGGGAAGGAGAGAAGGAAAUAAUAACAGAUUUGCUGGAGGUAGAUUUUUUGGUGUGGAAGAGAGUGAAGGGGUCAUAAGCAUGGGACGCAGGGUAUCCUUCAGCAUGGAGGACAGCAAGCCUGCAGAAAGAUUAUAUCAUACUUUAGAUGCUGGUGAAGGAUCUACACAUGCACUAGGUGAUGAUGAUGCCACAAGUGAUGAUGAUGAGGAUGCUCAAGAGUGGGGCAGAAGGGAGCCUGAAAUUAUUUGUAGACAUCUUGACCAUGGGAACAUGAUGGGUCUCAACAAAACCACUCUUAGGUUGCGCUAUCUGAUCAACUGGCUGGUUACCUCAUUGCUGCAGCUGCGCUUUCCAGAUUCAGGUGGGGGCACCGGUCUGCCUCUUGUCCAAAUCUAUGGUCCAAAAAUUAAGUAUGAAAGAGGUGCAGCUGUGGCAUUCAAUGUGAAGGAUAGCAGUGGGUCACUGGUUAACCCAGAAAUUGUUCAAAAGCUGGCCGAGAAGAAUGACGUUUCUUUGGGCAUUGGCUUCCUUAGUCAUAUAAGGAUCAUGGAAAGCCAGAAGCAGUCGCAUGGGGCAGCGGAUUUGACUGAUACUUCAUUCUGCCAGCCUACAUCAAAUGGUCGCCAUGACAGUAAGACCAAGAAUGCUAUUAUCAGAGUGGAGGUUGUUACUGCUUCCCUUGGAUUCCUCACAAACUUUGAAGAUGUGUACAGGAUGUGGGCUUUUGUGGCCAAAUUUCUGGAUCCAGCGUUUCUCGAAAGUGAUAGACUAUCCACAGUUGUGGAGGUAUCAGAGUCAUAGCCAGCGGAAUUUGGUUGCAGAUGCUGUCAAGCUUUGAGGGAGGCCUGCAGCCUCCUGUGCAGCUCGAACCUAGAAGAAUGAUCAUGAAUGAGGGUGGUGAUUUGGUCUGGGGGAUGCAGGAAGCUAACAGAACCGAAGGGGUUGUUUAAUUUUCUUCUGCUUCUUUUGGAUCCCAUGGGAAUUUCCCCAUCAGAAAGGGAUGAUAGCUUACGGUUCCGCAGGUAAAUUUAUUUAUUCUUGGCCUGUUUCCUAGAUAUCUAUCAUUUUGUUUAUGUAGAGUUUGCUUAAGAAAUAUUUAUCACCGAGUUAUCAGUGGAGCACCUUUUCGGUGAAAUGAUGCUUGUAAAGCAGAAGUGAAUGGACAGAAAACAGUUCUGCUACAUUGUAAGAUACUCAUUGCUCAGAUAGGAAGACGAAGCAAGCAAUUUUUACCCCUUCUUUUUUCCAUUCUUAUGUGUUCGACUUCAUGUCUGCAACUGGUGGUGUAUUAAACGUUUCUACUAUAUCAGUUAUUUAGAGAGAUCUUGAAAGAUUUGUUCUUUUUAUA